Molecule: messenger RNA, 1319 nt
Organism: Coffea arabica (coffee)
Lineage: Eukaryota; Viridiplantae; Streptophyta; Magnoliopsida; Gentianales; Rubiaceae
Biological process (GO): box C/D snoRNP assembly
Molecular function (GO): box C/D methylation guide snoRNP complex binding
Source: RefSeq, a predicted model, not a curated record
UCUUGCCGACAUGAACAUAUAAACCCCCAAGCUUCAAAAACCCUAACAUUUCAAUUUAAACCAUAAUCGCUACCCAGAACACAGCAAUUGAGAGAUUAUUCAACAAUUCUAAAAGAAGAAUGACCCAAAAGAGCUAUCUUUUCAAAUGCCAACGAAAGAAGAAAUCAAUUCGUCCCAAUCGCCAUGGCAAUGCCCCUCAAACUAGGAAGAGAGUUGUGAAGCCCUCAAAGGUCACAAAGGAUAUGGAUACCGGUCGGGAACCGACCAAGUUCAUAAAUUAUUGCAAUGAGGCAGCAGCUACUGUCGCCAACAAGGAUGGUGGCCAACUAAACAUAGUCAAACCACAACCAGAGUCAUCUAUAAUGCAUGCUUAUAAUUCAAAAAGCAAAGAUCUUUUGGACUGGGAGGAGAACGGCAACUACUCUGCCUCUUCUAUAGAGUCAAAGCUUCUAUUUUGCAAAAAAGAUGAUUUUGUGCAAACUGCAAAACCAGAAGGCGUUUGUAUUCCUGAUAAGAAACCCGAUAUAUGCACUGUUCCUGAAAGUAAUAUUCUUGGAAAAGUGAAGGACUUUUUGGGAGUCAUAUCAGAAGCGAAUAAAAGACUGCAAUAUGAUGCAAAGAACAACGCUGAAAAAUAUGAUCUUGAAGUGCUUCAUGGUAAUGAGUCAGAAUAUAUUGAAAUGGAUUUAAUGUUGGGAGUUGCUGAUCUUCAUACUGCUGAGGCUGUUGCUGCUGCUGAGUCUGCAAUGGCUGGUUCCCAGCCAACCUUCUCCUUGGCUGCUAGUGUUAGUAGUGAUGAUGACGAUGACCAUGAUAUUAAAAGUAAUGAGGAAGUUGGUAGUGAUAGUAGCAAUGAUGAAGAAAAGAUGUUCAAUGGUGCUGGUGAAAAUUCCUGUAGUGAUGUGUCCAGGAUGCAAGCAUCCAAUAAACGCCCAAAAAUUGUUGAACUCUCGUAAAUUUCUGUGAUGCGUGGAUAUGUAGGUCAUUUCCCUGAGGAGCUUUUGCAGUUAGUGCCAAACAUAAAGCUAGAGCAUUAAUUGACUCUCGUAAGAAGAUUCACGGGUCAAUAGCAUGUUAUGUUGUUUGCUUAAUCUUGUAUCUUGUAGAUGUUCAGUGGAAUAUCAUGUUGUGUCAUGGAUAGUUUCCUGAUGCUAAAAUCCGUUUCUGGAAAUGCAUCUUUGUGCUUCUUUUUGUAGUCUUUUUUGUAUCAGGCCUUUGGGUGGGAAUGCUUAUUGAUGUUAUUUUGCUUCUUACCCAAUAUCUUCAACGUGUGUGAUUUUUGGUAGAUCAUUAGUAUUUAGCCAAUGAUCGUUUGAGCU